This is a messenger RNA of Diaporthe batatas, 441 nucleotides long. RefSeq lists its product as uncharacterized. The coding region runs from base 1 to 441 and encodes 146 amino acids. Lineage: Eukaryota; Fungi; Ascomycota; Sordariomycetes; Diaporthales; Diaporthaceae. The record is from RefSeq and is a predicted model, not a curated record. Gene Ontology annotation, biological process: transmembrane transport. Gene Ontology annotation, molecular function: transmembrane transporter activity. The transcript has 3 exons.
AUGACUUCUCCCCAAGAACGCGUGGAGUGUCCCGGCAAUGCCUCCAACAUUGGCCAAGUCGAGGAUGUGGGCGGCCACCAACUCAAAGAACAUCCUGUGUUGCCUACGCAACACACUGAAGAUGACGAAUCUAACUACAACUAUCUGCAAGGUUUGCCGUUUUGGCUGGUUACUACCUCGCUUGCCGUGAUGGUUUUCAUGGUGAAUCUUGAAAUACCGGUGGUGACCACCUCACUUGUCACAAUUUCUGAUGAGCUGGGGGGCUUUGACAAGUCCAGCUGGGUCAUAUCUGGUUAUCUAUUAGGUUAUGUCGCUGUGAUAGUUAUCUUUGCGAAGCUGAGUGAUAUAUUUGGACGCAAGCCGAUCUACCUGCUUUCAAUGUCAUUUUUCAUCGUAUUCUCAGCUGCAUGCAGCGCUGCACAGACGAUGACACAGCUGUAG